Drepanopeziza brunnea f. sp. 'multigermtubi' MB_m1 is the source of this 6321-nucleotide messenger RNA. RefSeq lists its product as uncharacterized. The record is from RefSeq and is a predicted model, not a curated record. Lineage: Eukaryota; Fungi; Ascomycota; Leotiomycetes; Helotiales; Drepanopezizaceae.
AUGCUUAUUCCUGAUGCCGUUCAGACCCUUUCGGCGGCAUUUUCUUUUGGUACCGUCCUGCAAGCCGUCCUCGGCGCUCUUCUCAUAUUUUACAGAGGUCAUGGUUCGACCAUUUUCAAGGACGGCCCGAGGCUGGUCCUCCUUCUCUUCUUCUUAUUUGCAGCCCUGUGGGCUCAGGUCGAAUUUGUCAGCCUCCUCCUCGCAAAGGACAUGGCGAAUAUCUGCCAAUUAACGAUCCUCUUAUCCACCAUUUUUGAUCAACUAGCCAGGGUUACGAUAGAGCAGUUUUUUAUGUGGUCGAUUGGUGGAACUAAAGUCACACCGGGACGCUUAAUAUUGCAAGGUGCACUUUUUCUCCGGCUGAUCGGAGGCGUAAUGCUCGUCUCGUUCACGAAGUCUCAAUUUGCGCCAGUUUGCGUGGCGCGAAUAUCCCUCCAGCAGACACCCCUCACACCAGUUUCGAUCGCCGUACUUGCCCUGGAUGCGAUCAUUGUUGGUGUACUACUGAUCCGGGAGAUAAGUGGAAAGAGCCCCGAUCCGAUGCAGAAGAAGAGCAAAGCCUUGAUAUUCAGUAUCGUUGGGCUUGGUGUCUGGACCGUGACCAGUGUGCCAAUGAUUCUUGGAACGCCUGCCACGGUAGUACUGACACAAACCGUGCUUCCAGCAAAUGGACUCUUGGUCCUUGUUAGCAUUGUCACCAUGUUUCUUGGGGCGUUGACCUUGGCACGAGAGGAAAAUGCAGUAACCCCCGAGGCGAGAUCCCCAUUCGUGAAUCCUAUGCCCCCACCUGGAGAGAUAUUUCACGGUAAUCCUGGUGGUAACGGGUCGCCGGUUCUCACCCACAACUAUACAAAGAGCGGAAACUUAUUCAUUGUCAACCCUUCUGCAACACCCAAUGGUUCGCCCAUGGUUUUCCAAAAUAGCUCUCGAGGGGACACGAGAGGAUUUACAAAGCUUGGAAACGAGGUCGAUGUACAAGAGAUAGGCGAGGCUCUGGAAAGACCUGAUCGUCUGUAUCGUGGAUCAACUGGAGUCAUUCCAGCAAUGGUUGCAGCUUCGCAAGCUGCCACUCAGGUUUCUAUGGCACCGCCACUCAGGCCAACCUUCCCAGAAAGGUCCUUGACUACACCGGUAUUUUCAACUUCAUCACCCGUGCAAAAGCGAUCCAUGUUCAACUGGUCUAAGACUCCAGCAAAACCAAGUAUUCGAAGCCUUGGAAUCUCGCAACCAGUCCCGCACCCAAGUGAUGGGCAUCAAUCUGCUGCAAAGAUACCAACGAUCGACCUCACAACAGCGGCAGAUCUGGACCGUAAGCGGAGAGAGGAAGCAUCGGCAAGGUCCAAACUUUUUGCUAGCAGGCCACAAUUUUCGACACGAGAGGCUCUGGCUCCAAGUAGCAAGGGGAAGCCGAAUCCAGUGCCUGGCAAUCCGAUGAUGGUGUUGCCAGUUGUGGUACCAUCUCUAACUGCCACUCAUGUCGCUACAGACGGCACCACUACUUCGGCAUCUAUUUCUCCAGGACGUGAGGAAGUUCGUCGAAGAUCGCCUAGAAAAACGAACAGCUUCGACCCAGCCAGUGAAGAGAAUGCCCCAAAGUCUUCUAUGCAAAGAAAGAACAAUAAUGGACUUCCUCCGAACUCUAAGGCGUCGAGCAUAACAAUGGUGCAAGAGGUCAGCAUAGCCAAACCACAAACUGUCAUGUUCAUCAACGAUAUCGUGUAUGAUAACCCCGGAAUGGUGAACACGAUCAUCAACGCAUCUGCUCCGAACUCGAAGAUCAUUGCUUCGGUUAGGACAGGUCCACUGAAAUCUUCAGAUUCCAUCAUCCACCGCCCACGACCACCUUACAAGAGAAAUACCUCAUGCUCCAAUCGAGCAUUGUUUCCAAGCGAGCAAUCUCUCGGUCAUGUGCGCAGCAAGUCCGUCUCUGCCAUACCUAGAAUGUCUGAUUUUCUGUCUCUGUCCGGAAGCCCAACUCAACUACCGGCCUUACCAGCACCGCCAAACACCAGAGCAGCUUACCUCAAGAGACUUCUCCCCAGUGAUACUGAGAGCAUGUCUCUUGACGAGAAGAUUGAGUUCCUCUUCCCAGCUACACCCGGACCUGGCACAGCUCGCCGUCGCCGAUCCUCUGUUCCUUCGCUUCCGCGUGUGCCCUCUAUGUACUUGUCCGAAGAGACAAGGUUACAGAGCCCGACUGAGGAACAGCAACUAACUCAGAAGGCAUUUGAAGGGACAAUGAUUGCUCCAGGCAUUCCACUAAAAUCGCUCAAACGGCAAACCAUAAAGUCACCUCGGUCUGAGGAUCAAGACUUCCCUGUCAGCACGGAUCUAUACAAGACCAUAGCCCACGAGGUUGGGGAAAUUUGGAAUCCAGCUAGUCAUGAGGGCUCUAUUGGCGAUGCCUCAACUUACUGGGAAUCCAUUCAGUCCGAAGUUUCACCCGUCGAUCUUUCGAGGGCGAGGGAAAAUGGCGGUUCCCCGUAUCGUCAACGCCCGGACAGCAUGCGAGAAUUACCACCACUCUCUCAUCAGGAGCUUCGGGAGGAUGAGGCAAUCGUACCCAUGAUGCUGGACUCGGAAGAAAAUCGGCGGUCAUUUGUCAUGAGUGCUGCCGAUAAUUAUAGACCGUCAUCUCUACUGAGUGCAGACCAGUUAUCAUUUGUCGAUAGAACACAUGAUUCUAUCAAGCAUGGAUUUGGCUGGCAUCAUCGGAUCGGCGAUGAUCUUCCAACCUUCUCAGAGAGAUCCAGAUCCAACUUUGUAAAGCGCCAGAUGCCGCCGCCCCCACCUCUUCUUCUACACAGAUCCGGGAGGAGAGCGACUGUCGUUGUCCACAGUGCGGAACCUUCUCCACAAAUUGACUCCCCUGAGCGAGCAAUCGCAGCCAUCCAGGAGCAACUCCGGCGAUUUGAGCAGCAGAAAAGUCGAGGAUCAGUCGCCUCGCUGCUACGACGCAUACCUGGGCCUAACAGCGAAAAUGAACGUGGCCAAGAUACUGGUCGGUUCAGGCUUCUGGAAACCCUUGAGAAAGAGAUGGGGCAGCAGGAGAACCAAUGGCAACGGAUGCAGAGUAAUCUCGGCCGGGACUCAAUAUCCAUAUCCCCCUACGCUCAGGCCGAAGCAGAGAACAGCACGUCUCAAAAGACAACACAAGGGUCGCCUAACACGCCUUCCAUGGCUUCGUCCAUCAGAGCUCGUUUCAGAAGCAGCACGACUGUCCGACUCAAGAGUGAUGGAUCCAACCUUACUACACUCACUGCAAUUUCCGAGAAUUCCAGAGCUUCUAUUUGGCAACAACGCCUGGCAGAGGCCCAAAUGGAAUACAUUGAGAAUGCUCCAGAUUUGCUACGCAAGAGCUUGAACUUCCUCUCCGUAACAAAGGGUAAGCCGUCAUUCGUGAGCUCAACUCCUCCCGACAGUGGGGAAUCUGAGACCGAGCUUGAAACAGACUUCGAGUCAGACUCGGAUACUGAAGCUAUGAAGCAAUAUCAACCUCCUCGAAAAGUCUUUAAAGAGGCUGUGACACUUUGGCGGCCAUCAACUAUUUCACCAGAGGAAGCUACGGGUCAUAUGUGGAGUUCUCCAUACGGGACCUCAAGCACUUCAGAGGCGACUUCUGAACCACCUGCGAAGAAUAUGCGGCCAGCACAGCGUCUUUUUGAGCAUGUUCUUCCGAUUUUCAGCACCGAGCUCUGGAUUGAGUCCAGCUCAUUGGGAUACAGCCGACCAGUUGUUGGUCUCUGGGGAUCGAAAACUGUUAGCCAAACAGGUAUCAGUACUCGUCCUGCAAGACAGCGGCCUCAACGCAAGAGCAAGAGGAUGACCUUCCUCCCCGAUAUUGUUGAGAGUCCCCUUCCUAUCCUAAAUAAGAGGGAUACCCUGGGUAUCUUCCAAUUUUCUUCGGGGGAGUUGUCUGAUCAACCUAUCUUAACUUCUGAUCCCGCCCUUCUUAAACGUCCAGUACUACCAGCCCUGGCAUCCAAGUUUGACACCAGAUCUAGGCAACUUGAGCCUGAGAAGUCAGAAUACUCGUCCUCGUUGUUCGACGAAUACGAAGAGGAAGAUUCAGACUUGAAUCACGCAGCAAGCGAUGACGAAUUCGACGAGUCUACUCUGUGGGAAAUUGCCGACCUGCUCAACUCUCCCGAUGCGCCUUCUCAAGCUAGUCUCUUGCCUGCUCGUAGAGAUCAAGCUAUCCAAGAUUAUGACGAUUUCCCGGAAACACAAGGCUCAGAGCCUGUUUCACCCAUACUCAGCCGCUUGCCCAUCCAACCUCCCGCCUUCGCAACCAGAGCUACAGCACAACUUUGGGCUGGUAGAGUUUAUGGAUUCAACAAGCCAGCUGCGGCUGGCUUACCUCAACCUGAGUCCGCCAUCUGGAAUGCAUUGGUCGCUUUGGCGGACGAUGUUGUCCGAGUGAGGCCCCGUUCAUCUCAAGCGCUACCUGUUCUGUCUUCAAUGGAAUUGUGGGUUGCACCUGCUGCACAAGCCCCAACCGCUCCUGCCUCUUCCAUGUGGAGCAAUGCCAAAACCGAGAAAUCGUCUGGUUUGGUCACCUCGUUUCCUACCACACUAAUGUGGUCUCAACCCACCACACAUGAGGAGACCAUAAUCCCAGGCCUUUUUAAUGCAUCCAUCUUGAGAUCGAACUACCGAUCAAGUGAUACAAUUCCAGCAGUGAUCAGCAUGGUCUCCAAGCCCCGGAAAUCCUUGGCUCCCUUGAGCAUCUUGACACCGACAUCCACGAGACUCUGGAGCGGAGACGAAAGGCAAGGGGUGGAGGUCGAUUGGAUAUCAAUCUCAUCCACCCGGCCCGAGUCACCCUCCGUCUACUCAACAGCCUCGUCUGGCACCACGUCACCAGUAUCUGACGCUUUCUCGGCCAGGUCGUCAAGCACCAACGCUUCAUCUACCUGGUCGGCUGACACAUCAACUCUUGCCCUUAAAUGGGGGAGUGCGGACAAAUCGCCGGUCAACACUUCAAAAGACGAUAGCAAGCACCCAUCCAGGAUCCCAGUCCGCCAGCCACCCCAGCAAAAUCUGGCUUCUGUACGAGAAUCAAGUGUCCUUUCUUCGCGAGACCUCUGGGAAUCGAGGGCUCCAGCUCCGGAGAAGACUGCUGUCGUCAGAAAGUUCCGAAGAGCAUCUACUACCCAGCCAAAUGCUCUGUCCGCACUCAAGCUGAAGCUCCAGCGCAAACGCAUGGUUUAUUCUCCAGCAGAAUGGGAGAAAUCGCUUGCUGAGGCAAUUGCUGCCGGCCUACCGAUAAAUAUUUCGUGCCCACCACCAGUCGCUGGCACAUCUGACUGGGAGGCAGCACUCGCUGAAGUUACUUCUGAGGAGGCAACACCUCGCUUACGCCGUCCAGCUGCGAUGAAAUCUGAUUGGGAAACUGCACUCUCCCGAGCUGUUUUCAAAUCCAGCUCGCCCAUGACUUAUAGCCCAGAAAAAUGGGAAGCUGCUUUACUUGAAGCUAUCAAUGCUGGCACAGUCACAAUUCCGAACGUUGCCAAAAUUCACCCAGCUACUGUGAGACGUUCCCUCCCAAUGCCUGGUCUGUGGACAUCAUCCGUGAUUGCUAGUAUUCCAACGUCUACAGCGAUGUGGUCAAAGACUACCGUGCCUCUCCGUGCUGUAGCGGUCGAGAUGAAUCUCGUUGCCGCGGCUCCUCGCAAAGCAUCAGCGACGAUAAUCUUUGAGCUACCAAUGUUGAAGUCUCAAUCUCUCUGGACACCACUCCACGCUGCGAAAGAGAACAAGGAUUGGCUGGGUUUGACUGCUAGGAAGCCAACAUUUGCUCAAACCUGGACUCCUCGAGCAAUGCCAGGUGGUGCGGAGAAAAUCGAGAGCUUGUGGACCACCAAGACAGUAUCCGCGCCGCCGAUGCCAGAUAUGUUCGCUCACGUAAAGAGAAGCCAUUUUAAACCAGCAUCAAAUCCAAGCCGACCCUCUCCUCUACCGCGCCUGGACUCGGUUCAGCUUUUUGCCCUCGACUCAACUGCACCAACUGAAAAUUCCACACACUGGCUCCAUAAGACAUCCGUCGACACAUCUGUAGCUGUAGCACCGAAAGUUCUGAACCGAUCAAUGACCUGGACUGCUCGGGCAUCAGAGCCAUCGAUAAAGCAACAGUGUAGCAUGUGGCAAGCACGACCGACAACCACCCAUGCUUCGCCAGACCUAUUCCAGAACAUACCCAGCGAGUCCUGGAGCCGUACCAAGAGAGACUUCGAGGCUUUCAUGCCUAUAAAGAGUACCGAAUUAUGGCAACCCCCAAUGGAGAUGCCUGUAAGUGUUAAGAACUGGAUCGUCAACUAA